Molecule: messenger RNA, 2611 nt
Organism: Castor canadensis (American beaver)
Lineage: Eukaryota; Metazoa; Chordata; Mammalia; Rodentia; Castoridae
Source: RefSeq, a predicted model, not a curated record
UUAAAGAAUUAUGUCAGAGUGGAUGUGGUAAUUGGGCAAUAUCGUGGGGUGAAUGGAAAAGAAGACAUAAACAAUGAUUUUUCUUCUCAGAGGAUGGCAUCUUCUCUGCUCUCAGGUCUCCAAAACAUCAGUGAAGGCACAGCUGAGGGUCUUGCAAAGGGAAGGCUGCAAGGAUCCCAAGAGAAGGUUACCUGCUACACACAGCUGUCUACAUUAUAACACAUGCUGGAGGCAGGGAGCAACUUGCAGGAUCUGGUCUGCAGUUCCCCUUGACAUGCUUUAUUGCAGGGUUAAGAGCUUAAAAAAGAAAAAAAGAUCUUGAGUAACCUGCUUCAGUCAUUAGGAGAAAACAAAUGCAUACCUCCUUUCUCAGUGACUGAGAACACUUACAUUGUAGAUAAGUAGUACAAGGUGGAUAAAUUCUACUUUCAAGAAAACUACUCUCUUCUGACAAGUCUGAGAUCAGACUUCUACACGAGACAGCAUGAAGGAAUAUGUGCUCCUACUGCUCUUGGUAGUGUGCUCUGCCAAACCCUUCGUUAGCCCCUCACACAUGACAUUGAAGAAUAUGAUGCUGAAGGACAUGGAAAAUGCAGACGACAACGACGACGACAACUCUCUUUUCCCCACAAAAGAGCCAGUAAACCCCUUUUUCCCGUUUGAUCUGUUUCCAACAUGUCCGUUUGGAUGCCAGUGCUACUCACGAGUUGUACACUGUUCUGAUCUAGGUUUGACCUCUGUACCAAGCAAUAUUCCAUUUGACACUCGCAUGGUUGACCUUCAAAACAACAAAAUUAAGGAAAUCAAAGAAAAUGAUUUUAAAGGACUCACUUCACUUUAUGCUCUGAUUCUGAACAACAACAAGCUAACAAAGAUUCAUCCAAAAACCUUUCUAACCACAAAGAAGUUGCGAAGGCUAUAUUUAUCCCACAAUCAAUUAAGUGAAAUACCACUUAAUCUUCCCAAAUCAUUAGCAGAACUCAGAAUUCAUGAUAAUAAAGUUAAAAAAAUACAAAAGGACACAUUCAAAGGAAUGAAUUCCUUACAUGUUUUGGAAAUGAGUGCAAACCCUCUUGAGAAUAAUGGGAUCGAGCCAGGGGCAUUUGAAGGGGUGACGGCAUUCCAUAUCAGAAUUGCUGAAGCAAAACUAACCUCAAUUCCUAAAGGCCUACCAUCAACUUUAUUGGAACUCCAUUUAGAUUAUAAUAAGAUUUCAACUGUGGAACUUGAGGAUUUUAAACGAUACAAGGAACUACAAAGGCUGGGCCUUGGAAACAACAGAAUCACGGAGAUUGAAAAUGGAAGUUUUGCUAACAUACCACGUGUGAGGGAAAUACAUUUGGAAAACAAUAAACUAAAGAGAAUCCCUUCGGGAUUACAGGAGUUGAAAUACCUCCAGAUAAUCUUCCUUCAUUCUAACUCAAUUACGAAAGUGGGAGUGAAUGACUUCUGUCCAACAAUGCCAAAGAUGAAGAAAUCGUUAUACAGUGCAAUAAGUUUAUUCCACAACCCAAUGAAGUACUGGGAAAUACAACCUGCAACAUUUCGGUGUGUUCUGAGUAGAAUGAGUGUUCAGCUUGGGAACUUCAGAAAGUAAUGAUUAAUAAUGUCCACUGCAUAUAAAAUUCAAAAAUUCUUACAUUUGGAAUACUUGAACUCUACUAAUAAUGGUAGCAUACACAUAACCAAAAAUCUGUCCCUCAUGGUAAAUGACAAAAAAUUUCAACAGAAUUUUGCCAACUAUUGAUAUAUAAGGAUUAACAGAAACAGGCAUCUACAGCAAUUUCUUUUUGCAUACAAAUGUUUUUGCAUAAAUAUCUUGCUUGAACAUUCCUUUCUCAGUAGCAAAACAUAAGACAUUCAGUAUUUAGCCCUUUGUUAUCAAGUGCAUUUUAAGCAGAAGUGUACUGUAAAUGGGAUGCUUGACUUAGCAACAUGUGUGCUCUUUCAUUUGCUGUUAGAACAAAGCCAAAAAGGACAGCAAUAUGAAAAAUACAUUACACUAUUCUUAUUCUUUCUUCAAUAACUUGGACAGUACUGUAAUAUUUUUAAUCAUGUUGAAGUAUGGUUUGAUAGAAUCAUAUUAAACCCCUCAUGUGUAAGAGCCUGUCUUUUAUGUUUAAAGGUAACUCUUAAAACUUUCAGUAAGUAUUCAUUACCAACUGAAUAGAUACUACUCACAAGAGGUGGUUUUGGGCUAUCACACAUGAUUUUUUUAAAUUAUUACCUGAUUAUAAAACUUCUGUGAAAAGGCCUAGUGAGUGUUUAUAUAAAACCUGUAACUCCCAUUUUAUGAUUAGUUAUUGUGCGCCUUUAGUAGCCUGUCAGGUGUUAUGUUAUAUAACGCCGCCACCUCAUUCAGGAAUAUUUUUAAGAUAUCUCUUUGGAAAACCUUGCUUGGAAGAAUCUGGACACCUAUCAACUGUAAAAUUUCUUUGUCCUCAAAUACACAUAGAGUGAAUAGCUCUAAGAAACAAACCUGGCCUAACUAAAUAGGCAGAGCAUCACGUAAAACAGACAAAAACUGAAAUUGUACAAAAGAGGACUUUAUGUAUUCUAAUUGGUAUUCAACAUAAAUUAAGAAAAAUUAGAAAAUAAGGAAAACAUCAUU